Dentiscutata erythropus is the source of this 354-nucleotide messenger RNA. The record is from the annotation of a GenBank genome assembly. Lineage: Eukaryota; Fungi; Glomeromycota; Glomeromycetes; Diversisporales; Gigasporaceae.
AUGGGAUCAAGAAGUAGUAAAAGAGCCGUAGAUAAUUCGGAGUUAUCUGAUGAGAUGUCAACAGAAAAACUGGAACAUCAACAUGGAAAAUAUGGAGAAUGUAAAGAAUGCAUGCAACAAAAUACUGGAUAUGGAUGUUGGUAUCAUGAUUAUGAUGAUAAGAAAAAAUUUCCUGAAUUGUGGAAUCAAAUUGAAUCGAUUGAAAAGUCUCGAGUUUCUGAAAGUUCAUCAAAUGAAAAUGAUAAAACUACAAGAGCUUCUUAUAUUACUCAUCAUCAAGCUAACUACACUAGUUGUUCUUUAAGUUUUGCAAACCUUUCACAACCCGUAAAUGCGUCGGAUAUCCUUGUAUAA